CCAAUAUAUAAACUAGCAUUUUGAUGUUAAUUUUGGCACUCAAAAAAUAUGGAAUCCCAUAGUGUGGAGAGAAUUGAGACUCAAAAUCAGAUUCCACAAAUUAUGGAGCCUUGUGAAGGAACCUCUUUCUUUAGAACAUGUUUCAAUGGUAUUAAUGCAUUAUCAGGUAUUGGAAUAAUAUCAGUACCCUAUGCACUUUCACAAGGAGGAUGGUUAUGUUUGAUGCUAAUUUUUUUAGUAGCAAUUAUAUGUUGUUACACAGGAAUACUUUUACAAAAAUGCAUGACUGUUUCACCAUCAAUCAAUACAUAUCCUGAUAUUGGUGAAUUUGCUUUUGGUAACAAAGGAAGAAUCUUGAUAUCAAUUUUCUUAUAUCUUGAACUAUACUUUGUUGCAAUUGAAUUCCUCAUAUUAGAAGGUGACAAUUUGCAAAAAUUAUUCCCAAAUGCAAAAAUUCAUUUUGGUUGUGUUAAAAUUGUUGGAAGGGAAGUAUUUGUUUUAUUAGUUGCUAUUGUAAUAUUGCCAACAACAUGGUUGAAAAGUUUAGGUUUAUUGGCUUAUGUUUCUAUUGGUGGAGUUUUGGCUUCAAUUGUUUUGGUUUUUUCAAUAUUUUGGGUUGGUGCAAUUGAUGGUAUUGGAUUUGAAGAAAAAGGUGUGAUUUGGAGAUGGGAUGGAUUGAUAAGUGCAAUAAGUAUGUAUACAUUUUGUUAUUGUGGUCAUGCUGUUUUCCCAACAAUAUGCAAUUCCAUGAAGGAUAGGAGCCAAUUUCCCAAGGUGAUAAUAUCUUAUUGAUAAACAUGUAUUACUUUAGUUUCAGUUUACGUGGUACUUUUUGGGCAUAAUACAUAAAUGUGUCUUUUAACUUGGCCUCAUUUUACGUUUAUGUCCUUCAACUUAGGGUAUGCACAAGCAGACACUUAAACUUGUAUAAAGUUGAACA
Messenger RNA from Solanum tuberosum (potato), 940 nucleotides. RefSeq names its product vacuolar amino acid transporter 1-like. Gene Ontology annotation, cellular component: vacuolar membrane. The coding region runs from base 49 to 792 and encodes 247 amino acids. NCBI's taxonomy places the organism in Eukaryota, Viridiplantae, Streptophyta, Magnoliopsida, Solanales, Solanaceae. The transcript has 2 exons. Gene Ontology annotation, biological process: amino acid transmembrane transport. The record is from RefSeq and is a predicted model, not a curated record. Gene Ontology annotation, molecular function: L-amino acid transmembrane transporter activity.